AUUUUUCAUUCACGAUUCAGAAUCACAAAAUCACAAUCAGAUUGAUAUUGGGAUGGAGCGUUGUGUGCCGGCGACGCCAUUCUGGACACCCGACACGGUGGACUGGAUUUUCCAGCAAGCACACGCAAACAACAUAGAGAUCCGAACAAACCACCUGCACGUGCAGGAGAAGCGGUCAAUAAAGCUGGGGUCGUGGUUUGUGUUUGAUAGCAGCCUGAUUCGACGGUGGCGAGACUCGUACAAUUGGUGCAAGGCGUACAUGACCCACACGACCAAAAAGUCCGAGCACGUCUACCGCGAGCGCAACGGCAACCUGUACAAGAUCUUUUAUAGCUGUCCAACGUCGUCGCCGCUGCGUCUGGUGUGCUACACCGACCGAAGUCCAAUAGCGAAUGUCGUGAAAAACGAUCAACAGCUAGUUAAAACACAUCUUAAUCGCAGCGAUCAAGCCGAGGAUGCGUCGGGGUGGGCUGACCUUCUGAGGCAAUCCAGGGAGCAGCCUUAUUACGAGCAGAUAUCGCUGCGGCCACUGCUGCCGCGGCCAUGCAUCAGCGAGCACGAGGAGACGCAGGGGGCGGGCGACAACGUGGAGUCAAACAGCGGUACAGACGCCUUCCAAUCGCUGCUCUGGGCUGCAUGCAUGGAGCAGGAGCAGCCUCGCCCGAUUCGCGCGAUACCUGCAGAGACUAGCGCUGCACCAUCCGCGAAGAGAACGCUCGAGCAGGCCGAGCAGGGCGAGCCGGACGAGAAGGUGGUGCCGCCUCACCACAAGCGAUUUGCCGAAGAGGACGGCAUGUCCAAGCCGUCUCGUCCAUCACCCCACUCCCCUAUUGCUGUCGUCACAAAUAUCGAUGCCAGUACCACACACAGGAUACCGAACGACCCGACAGAGUCUGAUGCGAGCUCGCCCCCGUCCGACGCUGAAACACUCUCGCCCAGCAGCUCCCCACGGCAGCCGCCGUUUCCGAAUCUUCCAAAUUUGUAUCCUGUUCCGCAUCUAUCCGAGCGGUGGGGGUGAUUGUUCGCUCUGGCGGUAUUGUGAUGUAACCAACAAAGCAAG
Molecule: messenger RNA, 1060 nt
Organism: Capsaspora owczarzaki ATCC 30864
Lineage: Eukaryota; Filasterea; Ministeriida; Capsasporidae
Exons: 1
Coding region: 53-1018 (321 amino acids)
Source: RefSeq, a predicted model, not a curated record